ACUAAUUAAGUUUUAUAUAUGUGAAGACGAAAAUGAAGAGUGUAGAUUCUAGAAUGCAAGCUUGUGAUUGUGCUACAAUGAGCAGAGUUUUGACUACCGCAGCCGUUGUAGUUCCGGUCGCCCACUCUCUUCUUCCUCGUCAUCUCCGCCUCUCGAAUCUGACUUCAUCUCUCACUGCAACAAGCCACACUAGUACAUUUCGCGGGCGAUUCUUCUCGCCCUACAAUUUCCGAGCUGUUUCCCGUCCGGUGACGGCCGGUUUAGGUUAUUUUGAUGUUAUUGGAGACCGUGGCUCAGUGCUUCAGGAUGCUGGAGCCACGGCUUUGGUUAUCGCCGGCGCUUACGCUCUUGUCUCCACUUUCGAUUUCUUAUCCGAGCGGAAGCUAAUUGAACAGAACCUAAGCAGAAAGCUGGUCCAUAUAUUGUCCGGGCUGCUUUUUAUGGCUUCCUGGCCAAUUUUCAGUGCAUCAAGAUGGGCUCGCUACUUUGCUUCUGUAGUUCCACUUACAAACUGCUUAAGACUUGUGAUUCAUGGCCUAUCUUUGGCUACUGAUGAGGGGCUUAUAAAAUCUGUUACCAGGGAAGGAAAGCCAGAAGAAUUGCUCAGAGGGCCUCUAUAUUAUGUUUUAGUGUUAAUUUUGAGUGCGGUUCUCUUUUGGCGUGAGUCACCAGUUGGAGUAAUUUCAUUAGCAAUGAUGUGUGGUGGUGAUGGGAUCGCUGAUAUUGUUGGAAGAAGGUUUGGGUCCACAAAAAUCCCUUAUAAUAAACAGAAAAGUUGGGCUGGUAGCCUCUCCAUGUUUAUUCUCGGUUUCCUGGUGUCCGUUGGGAUGCUCUAUUACUUCUCAGCCUUGGGAUAUUUUCACUUGGAUUGGAUUUCAACUCUAGAAAGAGUAGCUUUGGUGUCAUUUAUAGCAACUAUGGUGGAGUCUCUCCCUAUUACUGGAAUGGUGGACGAUAACAUUUCUGUUCCUUUGGUAAGCAUGGUUAUAGCAUUAUUGGCUUUUGCUUGAGGAGUAGUUAUGAACCCUGUAGACCAUCCCAUGGGGGUGGUGAAGGGAGAGCCCCAAUUGGUAGAAAAAAGCCCACAACCCCUUGGAGUUAAUCCUGCACUUGGAAGAAGUUAAAAACAUUCAUAGUUGCAGUAAUGUUGAUUAUUUAUUCGCGUUAAAGACAUUAGGAAUUUCAUCUAAUCUUGUAAAUUUGAAAUUCUUUCUUUUGUAUUCUUUAAUGACCAACAAUUGGACUUCAAUUGAUA
Molecule: messenger RNA, 1255 nt
Organism: Solanum dulcamara
Lineage: Eukaryota; Viridiplantae; Streptophyta; Magnoliopsida; Solanales; Solanaceae
Product: probable phytol kinase 1, chloroplastic
Exons: 6
Coding region: 33-1010 (325 amino acids)
Biological process (GO): vitamin E biosynthetic process
Cellular component (GO): chloroplast
Molecular function (GO): phytol kinase activity
Source: RefSeq, a predicted model, not a curated record